Molecule: messenger RNA, 1386 nt
Organism: Psilocybe cubensis
Lineage: Eukaryota; Fungi; Basidiomycota; Agaricomycetes; Agaricales; Agrocybaceae
Exons: 3
Coding region: 1-1386 (461 amino acids)
Cellular component (GO): cytoplasm
Source: RefSeq, a predicted model, not a curated record
AUGGCGGGCAUCCAUCCCUCCAGACAGUCCCAGUCCCGUCUCAGGUCUGCCUCUGAUCCCUUCACUGACCCCGCCGCCGCCGCCAGACACACCAAGCAGCACCCUCCCCACCCUCCGCCCCCGCCACACAAGUCCCACAGGAUGCCCGCCGCCGUCCACUCCUCCCGCAACUCCAGCCAGAACGACAUCGUCGACGCUGUCCGCGACACCGUUCAGCUCCGCUCCGAUCCCCGCGCAAAGGUCUCUCGCACCCAGACAGCUAUGUCUCCCACCAGUGCUUCCCGUCCAUCCGGCAAGCGUUCCCAGUCAGAAGACACUACCUAUAUCUCGGAAAAGGCCCGUUCUCCAGCUCCUCCAGCAAAGUCUCGCUCCAGUAAGAAGGGUUCUCAGCAUGCAGAUGUCAUCGACAGACUCGAUUUUACCGGCGUGGGCCCCAUGUUCCAUCACGACGGUCCAUUCGAUGCCUGUGCUCCAUCCCGGAACAAACAUCGCAACAAGGCUCCUAUGUAUGCCUAUGGCCAGGACGACGCUCCUGCCCCACGCUAUGGCGACAGUGCUUAUCCCGCUCCCGGCGCAUACAAGGCCUUUACAAACGACUAUCCCGACCCUCCAAAGAAGAAAGUAGACGCCAUCGCCGAGGCGUGGGGCAUCCACGAGCCUGAGCCUUUUGAAGAGUUUUUCGCUGGCGGUGGAUCCGCCCGUCCUGAUGGUGAUACCCCUGCAAGCUCCAUCUACAACGGCAAAGAGCGAAAUGUACCUGCCUCGUCAUCGAGGCGCCCCACCAAGGACACCCGCGAUUCCCGGGAGGGCCGGCCUCAUGUUGCCGCACGUAGGUCUCUCGUCCCGCCUCCCCAGCCUAUUUUCGUCGCAGACGCAGAUAUGAUGGAUCCUCCUACGGGCUCUCCCCCCGCUACCUCCCCAGGUUUCCCAAAACGAUCCAAAUCUAUCAUGCAGCGCUUCCGAAAAAUGCGCGAUUCCCCAAAUGUACCCGUCUCAUCCACCGACUAUGAUUAUGAACACCAGGCCCCACCCCCGCAGUCCCCGCCCCUGCCUGCCGAGUACGCCAAUGGCAAUCGGCCGACCCACAAAUCCCAGAAUUCGUUCCUUGGGCGUCUGGCUGGAGGUAAUCGGCCUAAUCAGUCCCCACAAGGCGAAGUUACGCCGAGCGCGGAACCCUUUGUUUUCAUUGACGCCCAUACCAACAGGGACAAUAACAAAGACUUGCCCCCGCCUCCUCAGAUGAACGAGGAGCCUUCUACCUCGGGCGAAGGCUAUUUUGACAAUUCACAAAGCAACGGCCUUGGCUCUCCUGGUGGAGGAGGCGGUCUGGGGCGGAAGACCAGUUUAAUGAAGAAGGUCGGAAGGGUCGUGCGAGGGACCAAGUAG